CUGGAAUUGUGAACAACCGCGCAAUUGUUGCCCAUAGCCCAACCCGAAAUACUCCAUCAGGUUGGCUAGUUUGAUCUCUGCCUAAAUCUGCCAGAGAAAACGAUUGGACCCAGUCGGAGAUCGUUGUCGUUCUGGGGAUGGGGUGAAACGGGGCCGGGACAGGCUACCAGAUUGGGAGAAGAGGGCCGGUGGGCCAACCACGUAAGCCACCGCCCCGGAGGCCCUCGCCCAGUUCCUUAUCUGAACACCGACCGACCCGACCGAUGACCCUCGGCGAGACUCAGAGGGGCGCCUAGCAACUCUUCGCAAGUUCUCCCCUCCCCAUCAGUUGUCUCCGAUGAAAGGUUUCCCCCCAGUAGGAUGGCCGAUUUUCACCAGCCGUUGGGGGCUCCUGACCUGGAGCCCCCGCCGGAACAACAGCGGGUGAGGAAGCGUCGCAGACGGACCAUGGCGUGUAUGCAGUGUCGCAGCAGAAAGCUCCGCUGCGACCGUGAAUAUCCUGUCUGCAGCCGCUGCCAGAAGAGCAAGACGCCAUCCAAGUGCACUUAUGAGGAUGGCUUUCUCUGGCAGCAGCCCAAUACAGUGGCCUCGCCCGUUUUCUCCGAGCGAGGUCCCACAACCACGGUGCAAAUGCCCCAAGCUGAUCGGGCGACUGCCCACCCUACCCCGGACUCGGGGAUAAGCAGUUUACCGUCUCGGUGUCAUCCCUCGCUCCCCGUUGAGGAAAAACGGGAUAAAUUUCUGGAAACCGUCCUGGGCGCCCCCAAGGCUGCCGUCAAUCAGGAACCGUAUGUCACCACCGACCUGUUGCAUCGUCACCAUCCCCCGGAGGCCCAUCCGGUCACACAUCCUCAUCCAGACGAAGACGAUGAUAGUCCCCCUUCGCCUUCACAUCAAUUGGACGUCUCCCCUCGAAUCAUGAUGCGUGGGAAAGAAACCAAGACCCGCUUCAACGGUUCGGGCAUUUUUGCCAACCUUAUCGCACAGUUCCCUGACCUCAGGGCCUUUGCGGAGGAGAUCCGUCAGGCCAGUCCGCAUUUGUCUGCAUUACGGCCCGAUCUGAUGAGAGUGAGGAAAGGCAUCUGGAAGAAGAAGCCUCUGAAUACCCCAUUUCCUACGCCCACCACCAGUUCGAUGAUCCCAAUGCUCCCCACCCGUGCCGUGGUGGAUGAGCUGGUCGUUCUAUAUUGCACCUACAUCGAAUCGGCCCAUCGGAUCCUUCAUGUCCCGUCGUUCCUCAAAGAAUUGGAUGAAUUCUGGGCGCAGAGAGAAUCCCCGGAUAUGGUCUCGCCAAUCUUUGUCGUGCAGCUCCUACUGGUUUUGGCUUGUGCAUGGAACUUCGCCGAUUUCCAUACCCUGCAGGUGAAGAAUGAGGGGAAUCUGCAAUGCUAUACGGCCGUCGAGUGGGUCCUGCAUGCAGAGAAGUGGAUGGACAAUGCACACAUCAAGCGACCGGAGCUGACCAGUCUCCGCCUCAACACGCUUUUGAUCAUCGCUCUCAACUUCCAUGGCAUGAAACGCAGUCAGGCUUGGCUCGCUACGGGCACGCUCGUCAAGCAAGCCAUGAUGGCCGGCUACCAUCGGGAUCCAACCCGAUAUGCUCGGAUCUCCGUUUUCAACAUGGAAAUGCGCAGGCGCAUAUGGACCACCAUCGUUGAGCUUGAUCUGCAGGUGUCUCUCGAACGAGGCAUGCCGCCGUCGCUCCAGGAGGCUGAUUACGACACAGCUCCGGCGCUCAAUAUCAAUGACAGCGAUAUCGAAGAGGGCAGCACCGAGCUGCCAACGGCCAAGUCAUUGGACGUCAUCACUGAUUGUUCCUUCCAAGCGGUCCUCGUACAAUCCCUUCCUCUGCGACUCAAAGCCUGUGCGUUGAUGCACUCCCCGCGGAUCAGCUGCCGGUACGAUGAUAUCCUACAUCUGGACUUUGAGCUCAAUCGACACCUCUCAAAGAUGCCCCGGUGGUCUAUCUCGGACAUGGACGACUUCCAAACCGCCCACCGCGUGCUCCUCAUCCGAGCCCUAUUGGAGAACAAAAUCGGGCAUUCUCUGUUAUCUAUCCACACUCCGUUCGCCAUCGAAGCCCCAAAGGAUUCCCUCUUUGCCCCGUCCGCUCGGGCUCGCCUAGAAGUGGCGUCGAUGAUUCUAUCAACGCAGCGGCGCUUACGCGAAACAUCGCCGCAGCUGUCUCUCGCUAACAUGGGAGACUGGACCAUGCAGGCUUACUGCACGAUAUGCCAACUCCUACACCAGGGACAAAGCGACAACGGCUCUUCCACAUCACUCACCCGAACCCUCCCCGGGCUCCCCGAGUCCCUGAUCUCCUUGGUGGAGGUGGCCUUGGCAUGCCUCGAAUCCCGCCUCCUCCUGGUGGUCAAAGGGGCCAAGGAGUAUUUCUUCAUGUCGACCAUUGUAGCUCUGGUGAAAGUGGGCCUGUGGCCAAGCCAAGCGCAGAUCUAUAAGCAGGAGGUCGUCGAGCGAGUGAUCAUGUUCGCCCAGACCCUUUUUACCCGACAUGCCAAUUGCACCCAUCUCGGCGACUGGGGAUUGGGCAACUUUAAGACCAACCAAGUCCCCAGCUUGAACGCGGGUCCUGGGAUGCCUCCGCCGUUUGUUCCCGACAUGAGCAUGGCGCCAACCCCCGGCUUUGGCAUGAUGCCUCCUGGCGACCUCGAUCCCUUCCUCGAUGCGUUCGAUUGGGGUGAUCUGACGGGGAUCACCUUUCAGUAAUGAUGUAAACACAUCUCAUGCCAUAGUCCCUCAAUCGUGAUGACUGUAUGUAUUGUACAAUACAUCUCUGUACUGUACCCGUAUGCCUUUUGUACAUAGUAUGAUAAUGAGAUGGCUGCAUAGCAGACGAUCAUUGAGGCGCAGUGACGACACGAACGAUCCCGAACAGGAGGAU
This is a messenger RNA of Aspergillus ibericus CBS 121593, 2902 nucleotides long. RefSeq names its product putative C6 transcription factor. The coding region runs from base 361 to 2727 and encodes 788 amino acids. NCBI's taxonomy places the organism in Eukaryota, Fungi, Ascomycota, Eurotiomycetes, Eurotiales, Aspergillaceae. Gene Ontology annotation, biological process: regulation of transcription by RNA polymerase II; DNA-templated transcription. The transcript has 5 exons. Gene Ontology annotation, cellular component: nucleus. The record is from RefSeq and is a predicted model, not a curated record. Gene Ontology annotation, molecular function: DNA-binding transcription activator activity, RNA polymerase II-specific; RNA polymerase II cis-regulatory region sequence-specific DNA binding; zinc ion binding.